Messenger RNA from Tarenaya hassleriana, 784 nucleotides. RefSeq names its product probable histone H2A.5. Bases 124 to 579 code for a protein of 151 amino acids. Gene Ontology annotation, cellular component: nucleosome. Gene Ontology annotation, molecular function: protein heterodimerization activity; structural constituent of chromatin; DNA binding. The record is from RefSeq and is a predicted model, not a curated record. The transcript has 2 exons. Lineage: Eukaryota; Viridiplantae; Streptophyta; Magnoliopsida; Brassicales; Cleomaceae.
AUUUGGAAUUCCGCCAUUGAUCACAACAGCCAGAUUACGAGAAAAGAGCAUUUCAGCAUUCAACCAUCAAAACGCAGUUUGCUCCGUCGUUUUAGGUCUUCUUGCGGGGGCUUUUCUGCAACAAUGGAGUCACCGUCUAAGCCAGCGAGAGGUGCGGGAGGAAGGAGAGGAGGAGACAGGAAGAAGGCGGUUUCACAGUCGAUUAAGGCGGGACUCCAGUUUCCGGUGGGUCGUAUUGCUCGUUACCUGAAGAAGGGCCGUUAUGCUAUCCGGUACGGAUCCGGAGCUCCGGUUUAUCUCGCCGCUGUUCUCGAGUAUCUCGCUGCUGAGGUUCUCGAGCUUGCUGGGAACGCAGCGAGGGACAACAAGAAGAACAGGAUAAACCCCAGGCACUUGUGCUUGGCCAUACGUAAUGACGAGGAGUUGGGGAAACUGCUACAAGGGGUAACCAUUGCAAGCGGAGGAGUGCUUCCGAAUAUAAACCCUGUUCUCCUUCCCAAGAGGACUGGUGGCGGCGCCUCUGCUUCUUUGUCUGAAUCUGAGAAGUCAUCUGCAAAGAAAUCUCCCAAAGGAAGCUAAAAGAUUCGGAGAGAGAAGAGAAGUGAUGUUUCAAAAUUGUUGCUUGUGGGUAGUUCGUCGCGGAAGAACAACUUGUUUUUCGUAGUUGCAUCGUUCUGUGUUAAGGUUCUUUGUUGUCAACGAAAUCUAGUUCGCAGUAUGUAUAAAGUCCACUGCUCUGUAAUGGGAUCAAAGAUUUCAGGGGGAUGUUGCCUUGAAGUUCAUU